Molecule: messenger RNA, 1697 nt
Organism: Astyanax mexicanus (Mexican tetra)
Lineage: Eukaryota; Metazoa; Chordata; Actinopteri; Characiformes; Acestrorhamphidae
Gene: copz1
Product: COPI coat complex subunit zeta 1
Exons: 9
Coding region: 90-623 (177 amino acids)
Biological process (GO): retrograde vesicle-mediated transport, Golgi to endoplasmic reticulum; intra-Golgi vesicle-mediated transport; intracellular protein transport
Cellular component (GO): COPI vesicle coat
Source: RefSeq, a predicted model, not a curated record
AAGUGAAACGCAAGGUCACUUCCGGUUCAGUCACAGCCGGAAGUGGACAGCACUGGGAUCGGCAGGAGCUCCGCUGAUUAACCGCGAGGAUGGAGCCGCUAAUACUGGAGCCCUCUCUGUACACCGUAAAAGCAGUUCUUAUCAUGGACAAUGAUGGAGAAAGACUCUAUGCUAAGUAUUAUGACGACACCUACCCCACAGUUAAAGAACAAAAGGCCUUUGAGAAGAACAUCUUCAACAAGACGCACAGAACAGACAGUGAAAUCGCUCUGCUUGAAGGCCUUACUGUUGUUUAUAAGAGCAACAUAGAUCUGUACUUCUAUGUAAUCGGGAGCUCACAUGAGAACGAGCUGAUGCUCAUGUCAGUGCUGAACUGCCUGUUUGACUCCUUGAGUCAGAUGUUGAGGAAAAAUGUGGAGAAGAGGGCCUUACUCGAAAAUAUGGAGGGUUUAUUCCUGGCUGUGGAUGAGAUUGUAGAUGGAGGUGUGAUCCUGGAAAGUGACCCGCAGCAGGUGGUCCACAGAGUGGCUCUGAGGGGCGACGACGUUCCUCUGACAGAACAGACCGUCACUCAGGUUCUGCAGUCGGCGAAAGAGCAGAUUAAGUGGUCUUUACUGCGAUAGGACCAAUAAAAUCAAGAGUCCACCUUAAGAAGAACACGGAGCAUGUACCCCCACCUCCUCACAUCACUCAUACCUCCUUAACAAUUUUCUUUACACACUUUCCACACUUUUCUCUGUGCUGUGAAAAUACUGGUCCUGAGUCUUAUGAUAGAAGGACACAGGUCAGCUCACAUGGAGCCCUGAAGCAGUUUAUUAUUAAACAAUUUACUGUUCAGACUCCUUAUAAUACAGCUCUGAAAAAAACAAAAAUGAAGAGAGCACUUCAGUUUCUGAAUCAGUUUCUCUGAUUUUACGAUUUAUAGGUUUAUGUUUGAGUAAAAUGAACAUUGUUUUAUUUUAUAAACUACCUUUUUUUUACUUUCAGACGUCAAAUAAUGCAAAGAAAAAAACAAGUUCAUGUUCAUAAAGUUUCAAGAGUUCAGAAAUAAUCAAUAUUUGGUGGAAUAAUCCUGGUUGGUUUUUAAUCAGUUUUUUUUCAUGCAUCUCGGCAUCAUGUUCUCCUCCACCAGUCUUACACACUGCUUUUGGAUAACUUUAUGCUGCUUUACUCCUGGUGCACAAAUUCAGGCCACUUUGGCCACUUUGGUGGUUUGAUGGUUUGUGAUCAUCCAUCUUCCUCUUGAUUAUAUUCCAGAGGUUUUUAAUUUGGUAAAAUCAAAGAAACUCAUAAUUUUUAGGUGCACUUAUAUUAAUAUUUUUUUCAGAGCUGUAUAUUAAUGUAUUUUCAGGUAAAGGUAAGUCAGGUGUGUUAAAGUGUUUUACCACUGGAUCAGAGCCAGUUCCUCUUUUCUUCCAGUGGUUCAGUAAAUAAAGAGCCGGUUAUUAUUCUGUUUUUUUGUUUUUCUUGUUUUGUUUUAUUUUUUUUGGGUGAACUUGCCCUUUAAGGAAAAGUACCAGGGACUUUCUGAUUAUUCCAUUCCGGUUGGGGUUGAGUGUGUUUGUGUGUGAGAGAGAUAGAUAUCCACGCUGUACGAGAAACACAGUGUGAACAGUGAAUGUGAUUCAUGUACAUUCCAGUGGUCCGGCCGCCCAAACCCAUCCUGUAAUCCUGAAAUAAAACCCACUGUUUCCUUA